CCCUCCGGCCUCCGUUAUUUAUAAAUAAAAGCCCCAUCGGUUUUCGUUCUCUAUCUUCCUCGACUCGCAUCUACCCUUCUCUCUCUCUCUCUGCAACAACAAGAAGAAGAAGAGAAGACUUCUAAAACCCCCGCCGAGUCGCUCUCUGGGGAGAUCGAGGGUGAAUUGGAGGGGUAGAAGGGAGUAGAAGAGAGAAAUCCACUACGGAUUCCGAUUCUUUGGAGGCGGACACUCGAGAUCUAGGGCCAAAUGGCGACGGGGAAUCAGGAAGGGCCGGAUCGAAUCGGCGAUUUCAGUGUUCGCUGAGGGGGCUGUGUUGGAGAAAGUUUUUGGUGGUGGAUUGUUGCGGAUAAGUUUGGUAGUGGUGGAAUAUUGUGAAGUAGAAUUGGCCACUGCUGGACUGGGCUUAUUUGAUUAUUGCUGAAAUUGAAGGUGGUUUUUUAGCAUAUGUCAAAAAAGUCAAUGGAGCCUGUGGAAUUAUCAAAAGUAGAUGCUGAGCAGAAAACACUUUGUGCUGAGGAUUCAAAUGAACAGCCACUUUCUGCUAAAGAUGAGACGUCUGUAUCACCUAAUGUUUCACAUGACUCAAACACUAUGAAUCUACCAAAAGAUGCCCCAGGCCAGCUGGGUUCUUUGGAUGCAGGUGGAGACCGUAGUGCUGCUUAUCCAACCAAUAUCUAUGCUCCUCAGGCACAAGCAUUCUUCUCUGGUGGGUAUGAGAAUGCUACUGGUGAGUUCGAAGAAUAUCCUCGGUUUUUAAAUGUCGAGGGCUUGGAAGUUGGACCAACCGGUGUCUACAAUGAGAAUCCCUCUCUCAUGUACCAUACUGGAUAUGGGUACAGUCCUCAGAUGCCUUAUGGACCUUAUUCUCCAGUUACAACACCUUUGCCUCCUGCCAGUGGAGAUGGCCAUCUCUACACUCCUCAGCAUUUCCCCUUCUCGGGCCCUUACUACCAGCAACCAGUUCCUCCUAGCAUGCCAUUUCUUACUUCUCCGACUCCAGUUUCACAAGCUGAGUUAACAAUACCAGUUGACCAACAAGGAGCUUUUCUUGCUGAUGCUUCAAAUUCCAGUGGCAUGCUUUUUGGACCAGGACCUCGUUAUCAUGUUUCAUACGGCUCUUUCGGUAGAGGUAGCUUUGCUGGAAAUUUUGGUAAUCCUGGUUUCUAUGAUUUGAGGCAAGGGCUUGAUGGUUUUGGCUCUGGCGGCUUAUGGUCAGAUUGGUUGAAAUCUCCUGAUGGGACAGGACCAUUGACUCCAUUGUCACCAGCAGCUUCACCUCAGCCGAUUGGUGCACUUGGGCCAUUUGGGCAAAGCACAAUGCCUUUAGCUGGAAUGGCUCCACAGCAACAAAAGCCCUUUUACGGUUUUGGAUCCUCAUUUAGCUCCCAUGAUAGACUGUACCCUCAUGGUGGUAUUUAUCCUCAGGGCAGUAAUGUUGGGGGGUCCCUUCCCAGAUUGGGCAUCAAUGUUCGGAGUUUGAGUGCAAUCGACAAUGGCAGAAAGCGAGGAAAGGGUGGUGCUUCAUUGUGUAGUUGCAAUGGCACCCCAGACUUUCUCUGUGAGCAAAACCGAGGGCCACGGUCCACUAGACCAAAGAAUCCAGCAGUGGAACAGAACUCAUCAGUGGAUGGUAAAAUUGACAAUUCUACUACAAAAGCUAACCGUGAGUUAUAUAACAGUCCAGACUUUGUUAUGGAGAACAAGGAUGCCAAGUUCUUCAUAAUAAAAUCUUACAGUGAGGAUAAUGUCCAUAAGAGCAUCAAAUAUGGUGUUUGGGCCAGCACUGCCAAUGGGAACAGGAAGUUAGAUUCAGCUUAUCAUGAGGCAAAAGAGAAGGACAAUCCCAGUCCAGUUUUCUUGUUUUUCUCGGUAAAUGCCAGUGCACAGUUUUGUGGGGUUGCUGAGAUGAUUGGACCUGUGGAUUUUGAGAGGAGUGUGAAUUAUUGGCAGCAAGACAAAUGGACUGGUCAGUUCCCUGUCAAAUGGCAUAUCGUGAAAGAUGUCCCGAACAAUCUGUGUCGCCAUAUCAUCCUCGAAAACAAUGACAAUAAGCCAAUAACCAAUAGCAGAGACACCCAGGAGGUGAAACUGGAACAGGGUUUGGAGAUGCUAAGCAUUUUCAAAAAUCAUGACGCUGACACGUCAAUUCUCGAUGACUUUGACUUCUAUGAGGAGCGGGAGAAAGCAAUGCAGGAGAGGAAGGCUUGGCAGCUGCAGCAUCAGCAGCAGCAGCUAUCGAACUCUAGAGUGGCCCCUUCAGAAGUUGCUGGCAAUGAUCAAAGGAACCCGGCAGUCAUCUCUGGUGAUGUCAUAAAACAAAUUUCAAAGAGCUUUGCUCAAGCUGUCCAGUUGGAGGAAGGUAAGAAUGCAGAUCCAGCUGGAAAUUAACAGCUCUGCCAAUGCUACUGCUGCUCAGAUAAGCAAGCAACGGCAACUGUGACACAGCAGGUAGAUUCUUCCUGAAGAUCUAUUCACGUCUCCUGCCAAAAGGUGUCUUUCUUUGUGAUUGGACAUCUAAAGCUUGGAAGCAGCAAUGAGUAGCUUCUCGAUCAUGUACAAUACAUAGGUCUCACCAACCUAGGGCUGUAAUUUUUCUCCACCUUCCUUUUUCCUUUUUAAUCUUCAUGUUAUUUUCCUUUAGUUGUCUGGUCGCAAGCCUUAAGCAGGGCUGCAGUUUUCUGCAAGCCUUUGUAAAGUUUCCACUUUGGAUGCCAGAUGAAUGAGCUAUCUUUUUCUAGUCUUAUCUUU
Messenger RNA from Elaeis guineensis (African oil palm), 2751 nucleotides. RefSeq names its product YTH domain-containing protein ECT4. Gene Ontology annotation, molecular function: mRNA binding. Gene Ontology annotation, biological process: mRNA destabilization. NCBI's taxonomy places the organism in Eukaryota, Viridiplantae, Streptophyta, Magnoliopsida, Arecales, Arecaceae. The record is from RefSeq and is a predicted model, not a curated record. Gene Ontology annotation, cellular component: cytoplasm.